UCUGCUCUCUCUCGCUCGGCCGCUAGAUGGGCUAAUCUCGGCGAUCGGAUUAGUUAGUGCGCGCGUUGGUACGCGCAUUACAAUAUGAUUGUGACUGUGCUGUUGUGCGGCUAAGCGGUCUUAUUUUCGGACUGCUCCGGUACUUGAAUCCGAUUCGAUUGUACUUGUGUUGGGUGCUGCGAAGAUCGAUAGCGCGAUAGCAAGUGGUGAUUCUUAAGAUAAAUAAUAAUCGUUGGAAGAGUGUGUUCAAAAUUGUGUGCUAAAGUUUGCUGCAGAGCUUGGUGUCUCACGGUCAAUAUCCAGAGUUUAGCAGGCAGCCAUCGGUGGUUAGUGAGGAGCUCUUUAUUUCACGCUUCUAAGCCUAUUCUAAUCGAGUUCCCGUGCUGUUGCCAAGACUCGUGUUUGUGUGCGCGGAUUACGAAUUCUUUGGGACUGUCUAAGCGGAAUUUCAAGUGCUUCUGUCAAAAUUGAACCUUUUCAAUCCGUGAUGUGCGCUGUGAAGAACUGAAAAACACAUGAUUUGAAUGACAGGCCUGUUUUGACACGACGAACCCCUCCUGCGCUCAACGGUGAGGAUAAUUUAGAACACGUGCUAUCAACUGAAAGAUUCGUCGUGCCGCUGGACUACGGAUUCUGUGCAGUGGAGCAGCAAAAAAUGAUGUCAUUACACUAAACAUCCUAAUUCAGAUCAAAGUCAUAAAUGUAGACCAAAUCGGCACCAUCCAAAGAACAGCACCGCCAGUCGACCAAAGAGCCGAGCAUCGCGCUCAGUGAUAUACACCUACCUUUCUUACUUUUAUAACGUGUGUGCGUGGUGAAACAUCCAUUCAUCCAUCAAUGAUCGAGGGAACGAUGCUCCAGAGCACGCUAGGAUCGGCGCAGCGCUUCAAGAAACGGGAACGCACACAGAACUGGGCCUACGAGGAGAAGCACUUUCUGCUGGAGUUAUGCCGAAAGGAUAUGCACAUCAUCGAAAACAAACGACUGGAUAGUGCGCUUACGUCACUGAAGAACCGGGCGUGGAAAAUCAUCCAUCAGCAGUUUGCGAUCGCCUUCGGUACCGAUAGGAACUGCAACCGGCUGAAGGAACAGUGGCGACGGAUGAAAGCCUGCACGCGUGCCGAGAUGCUUGAUUACCAGCAGCGCAUCCAACGAUACGGCCAGGAGGUGGCAGAUCGCAAAAAGCCCAGUCAGUUCACGUUCGAAAUUUGGGAGUUUAUGCAAGAGGCGAAAAAGGUUUGCAAAAAUGAACUGAUGGAUGACGUCGAUUACUCCAAGAUGAAGCUGUCCCUGGAGGAGAAUCUCCCCCAGGGGGUGUCGAUUAAGGACUGCAGUGAUGAAAAUGACGACGAAAGCUCGUCGAUGUGGGAUAAAAAUUCGCAAAAUUUAUGCGAAGUACAAAUCAAAGAGGAUUCCAUGGAGGAAGGUGAUGACUACGACAAGGGUCGACCGGCCAAAUUCGCACGGCUGGGUGCCCUACCGAGCUCGUCGCCCUACUCGGCAGAAAAUGCGCAUACCAAAUUCAAUGAAUUGCUAGCGAGUAGCUUCGCUAGUCGAUUAAACGAACAUUUAAGCAACAAUAAUAAUAACAGCAAAAGUGUCGACGUCGAUAGCUACAGCCGAACAUUCGGUAGCGAUUCCAAUGUAACCGAUGUACCUGUGAACAUGACCCAAACCGACCUGACCAACACGUUGGAAGCUUUAAGUAUCCUCAAGAACCGCUUCAACCGGCUGAACGAGCUCGGUCAGUGGAAGAACGCAUUCCACGAAGCUCAGAACCUUAGCACCAACAGUAAUAGUCAUAACGACCAUCAGCAUCAGCCGCAUCAGGCCCAUCAGCACCAGCACCAUCAGCAGCAGCAUACGCAUUCGCAGCAGCAGCGGGAACUACAGCAACCCAGUUCCCCAAUUCCGAGCAGUGCUUGCGCCCCCACCACUAGCAACAGUGGCCAGCAGAAUGGGAAACUGACUGAACAGCACGAGCAGAGCGAACACGAAUUGCGGAUGGAAAUAUUAAAAACUGAUCUCGAGACGGCUAAAAUCAAUAAAGAAACCGCAGAAAUUAACCGACAAAUUGCACUUCAAAAGUUAAACAGCCUGAACAGUUGAAAUAAUAAUGGCAGCAAAAGCUCGCAGACGGACGUUCAGUGCUAAUUGUAGUUAUAAUACAAUAAUUUUCCUACCAGCUAGGUAUAUCUAGUAUAGCGCAUAAGUAAAGCAAAUCAAAGCAGGCUACGAGUUUGGUCUGCGUUGCGCCACAUAGUAGGUGCCGAUCAACAUAGCACAAAAGUUACCCUGUCGAGUUAUAGUAGACGGAUCGCAAUAAUAGCGGCUCGGUACGUGUGAAAGCUAAAACCGAAAACUAGGCUUCUUGCACUUUUAAUUUUUGGCUUCGAAAAUUUUAUUUUUUUUCUGUUUCUCCUAGGAAAAAAGGCAUUAUUAUCAUCACUCUCCUCUUCAUUUCUAGAACAAAUUAAUUAAUUUCAAUUCAUACGGCCGAAAGUAUGGGAGAGUAGUUAGGUGUUAUUAGAUUAAAAGCAGGCCCACCAUCACAGGCUCUGCUCAGCACCCAAUGUAAUAUUUAAUUUAAUGUAUCUCACCUCGAAGUAAUAAUAACUAUGAACUUAUAUAAAGGUAUAACUGAAUAAAAGCAAUACUAUGUAA
Messenger RNA from Topomyia yanbarensis, 2664 nucleotides. RefSeq lists its product as uncharacterized. The record is from RefSeq and is a predicted model, not a curated record. Lineage: Eukaryota; Metazoa; Arthropoda; Insecta; Diptera; Culicidae. The transcript has 5 exons. Bases 838 to 2109 code for a protein of 423 amino acids.